Molecule: messenger RNA, 1406 nt
Organism: Ricinus communis (castor bean)
Lineage: Eukaryota; Viridiplantae; Streptophyta; Magnoliopsida; Malpighiales; Euphorbiaceae
Product: farnesyl pyrophosphate synthase 1
Exons: 13
Coding region: 175-1203 (342 amino acids)
Biological process (GO): trans, trans-farnesyl diphosphate biosynthetic process
Cellular component (GO): cytoplasm
Molecular function (GO): (2E,6E)-farnesyl diphosphate synthase activity; dimethylallyltranstransferase activity
Source: RefSeq, a predicted model, not a curated record
GAACUACAGCCCCAAUUUAUCACGAAACAUUCAGUUCAAAUCUAACAACAGCUACAUCCCUCUGUCUCUGUCUUUCUCUCUCUCCAUCUUCCCAUAAAGUCGAGAAAACGAACGAGAGUAGCCCAGAGCCAAGAACAAGAAUAUCUUGAAUAGAGACAGCCAAAUAAAGGAGCCAUGGCGGAUCUGAAGUCAACGUUCUUGAAUGUCUAUUCUAUUCUCAAGAAACAGCUUCUUGAAGACCCGGCUUUUGAAUGGACUCCUGAUUCCCGUGAAUGGGUUAACCGGAUGUUGGACUACAAUGUGCCUGGAGGGAAGCUGAAUAGGGGGCUCUCUGUGAUUGAUAGCUACCAAUUGUUGAAAGAAGGACAGGAAUUAACUGAAGAAGAAAUCUUUCUUGCAAGUGCUCUUGGUUGGUGUAUUGAGUGGCUUCAAGCUUAUUUUCUUGUCCUUGAUGACAUUAUGGAUGGCUCUCAUACAAGACGUGGUCAGCCUUGUUGGUUUAGGGUACCCAAGGUUGGUAUGAUUGCAGCAAAUGAUGGGGUUUUACUUCGAAAUCAUAUUCCCAGGAUUCUCAAGAACCACUUUCGAGGGAAGGCAUACUACGUAGAUCUUCUAGAUUUGUUUAAUGAGGUCGAGUUCCAAACAGCCUCAGGACAGAUGAUAGAUUUGAUCACAACACUAGAAGGAGAAAAGGAUUUAUCCAAAUACACUUUGUCACUUCACCGGCGAAUUGUUCAGUACAAAACUGCCUACUACUCAUUUUACCUUCCUGUUGCUUGUGCAUUGCUCAUGGCGGGUGAGAAUCUGGAUGACCAUAUUGAUGUAAAGAACAUUCUUGUGGAUAUGGGAAUCUACUUCCAAGUACAGGAUGAUUAUUUGGAUUGCUUUGGUGAUCCCAAGACAAUUGGUAAGAUAGGAACAGAUAUUGAAGAUUUUAAGUGCUCUUGGCUGGUGGUAAAGGCUUUGGAACUUUGCAAUGAUGAACAAAAGAAAGUGUUACAUGAAAACUAUGGCAAAGCUGACCCGGAGUGUGUAACAAAGGUGAAAGUCCUUUACAACGAGCUGAAUCUUCAGGGGGUAUUUACCGACUAUGAGAACAAAAGCUAUGAGAAACUAGUAACCUCCAUUGAAGCUCAUCCUAGCAAGGCAGUGCAAGCAGUGUUGAAGUCUUUCCUGGCAAAAAUUUACAAGAGACAGAAAUAAUAAAAAAAAGGCGGUCAAAGGUUGGAUCGUGCGAAUAAUGCUAGUUUGUUUUCGAGUUGUAUCUGUAUCGGUCUAAUUGAGGAUGAUGAUUAUUGAUUUGCUUGUAGCAUAUUGUUGAACAGUAGAUACUGUGAUUAUUUUUGCUUGUCAGGAAAUUGAAUGAAUGGUUUUUAUCAUCAAUAAGAUUCAAGCCAUUUCAUCAA